Messenger RNA from Penicillium manginii, 1137 nucleotides. Its product is annotated as Gfo/Idh/MocA family protein. Gene Ontology annotation, molecular function: nucleotide binding. Lineage: Eukaryota; Fungi; Ascomycota; Eurotiomycetes; Eurotiales; Aspergillaceae. The coding region runs from base 1 to 1137 and encodes 378 amino acids. The record is from RefSeq and is a predicted model, not a curated record. The transcript has a single exon.
AUGGAACCUCAAACUCAUCUUCCUAAAGUCUCGGUUGCUCUUGUAGGCGGCGGAACUAUUGCCCCUCUGCAUGCAGAGUACCUACUUUCCUCGCCCACAUGCUCGCUAUCGGCUGUCAUAGAUCCCUUUCCACCCGGCAAGACUCUGGCAACAAAACUCGGUGUUCCAUACUACAACUCCGUACAGUCCCUCCUCCGCUCAGAAAUUCAAAGCCCAGACGCGUAUAUUAUCUGUGUACCUUCAAGCCUUCAUGUACAUGUCGCCACAGACGUGGUUACCCACGGACGGCCAAAGGCGAUCCUCAUCGAGAAACCUUUCUGCACGGAUUCCAAUGCCGGUAAACGGCUGAUCGAAUUCGCAAAAUCAAAGUCUUGCCAGAUCCUAGUUGGCCAUCACCGCCGCUUCCAUCCGUCCAUCGUAGCUGCACGCGAGGCAAUUGGCAAUGGGAAGCUCGGAAAAAUCACCGCUAUCACCGGGACCUGGACUGCGAAGAAACCUGACAUCUAUUAUUCGUCGGCUCAAUGGCGCGCCUUACGAUCAGCUGGCGGAGGCCCGAUAUGGACGAAUUUCAUCCACGAUAUUGACGUGCUACAUUAUCUGACAGGGUCAAGAGUGAGCAGGAUAUGGGCGCUGUCAGCAGUUCGACACAGAGAGAAUAGCACCGCGCCUCCCGCGGACCUUGUUGAGGAAGGCGUGUCGAUAAUGCUGCAAUUUGCGAAUGGCGUGGUUGGGACGUUCGUCGUCAGCGAUAAUGUCCCUAGUCCGUUCGGGUGGGAGGCCGCAACAGGCGAUAAUCCCUUGUAUCCGGUCGCUCCUGUGGCUGUUGACUCUUAUCGCAUUUUCGGCACCCUGGGUACGCUAACUGAACCGGAUGGUGUGCUGUGGGGGUACGAUGCCACGGAUUCCGAAAGAUUGGGCCUAGAGAUAGGAUGGAAUGUGCCAAUCCGCAGGAAUGUCUUGCAUGUGGGUGAUGGAAUUCCGUUCCAGCAACAGGUGGAACAUCUAGCUAGAGUCAUCAGAGAAGGCGAAAAGGCUAGAUGCUCGGAGGAAGAUGGUUUGGCCGCUGUGAAAGUAUGUGAGGCUGUGAUCACUGCACUAAUAGCAGGUGAUGGUAUUCCUGUCGACAUUCACUUUUAG